AUGGACGCGUCGAACGUCGCGAACUGUGACUUGAGCACAGAAACGCAGGCCACGAGGAUUUGUCUGAAACCGUCAAGCAGUGCCACGCAACAGACAGCUUGCUUCGGAGAUUUAGGUGGACCAGUUGUUAGCAACGGUGAGCUGAUUGCGGUCAUUUCCUAUGUGCCCGGACUCCUCACUUGUCAAAGUUCCGAUUAUGCCGUUGGAACUCUGGUUGGGGCAUACACAAAGAUAAAGAUUUUCAGAAUAAAAUACAAGAGCUGGGUCGUGACUCUCGGGGACUUGACAGCGUCCAAACCUGAAGACAAUGAACAACGAAUUGACGGAGUCGGGUACUCGAACCCAUUUUACCCAUCAGUGUACUCUGGAUCCGACCCCAAGGACAUCGGACUAGUAAAACUGAAAGUGGGAGCAGUGACAGAUAAUACCAAUGUUAAAACCAUCGCAUUAUCCACCGACACUUUGCAUUAUGGUACCAUGGAAGUGACCAAUGUUGCCUAUUGUGGAAUGACUGUGGAGAAAACAACCAGACGACUUUGCUUGACGCCCUCCCGUACCACAACCAAGCAAUCUGCGUGCUUUGGAGAUUUGGGUGGACCUGUGGUAUACAAUAACCAACUAAUAGCGAUCAUGACUUACAUACCAGGAACCAUAUCCUGUCAAGCCACAGAUUACACAAUUGGAGUUCUCAUCGGCCCGCAAUCGGAUUGGAUCAAGAAGUUUACGUGAAGACAUUCUCUCAAUUAAAAAUCCCGAAUACCUCCCCAGAAAUUGAAUUAAGACUUAUUGCACCCUUUGUAAAUGAGACUUGAUGAAACACUGAAAUGUUUUCAGAACGGAUUCAUGAUUCUUCCACCGAUGCCGCAAGUGUGAUAACAGAUAACCACUCCCAAAUUGAUACUCAUUUCCUAAAAAAUUGAAAUCGCGGAGUCAAAAAAAAAGACGAGAAACUGGGUUUUUACUACUGUAUUCGCUAUCGCAAUGUUAAAGAAAAUCAUUCACUCACG
Molecule: messenger RNA, 1007 nt
Organism: Notodromas monacha
Lineage: Eukaryota; Metazoa; Arthropoda; Ostracoda; Podocopida; Cyprididae
Source: the annotation of a GenBank genome assembly